This is a messenger RNA of Didymodactylos carnosus, 1128 nucleotides long. The record is from the annotation of a GenBank genome assembly. NCBI's taxonomy places the organism in Eukaryota, Metazoa, Rotifera, Eurotatoria, Philodinida, Philodinidae.
AUGAAUUAUGAUUCAUUUUCAGAUUUAGAUGAUAUUAAACACCAAGUAAUGAACAACAGUGCAUCCACCAUCGCAACAACAGCCAUAACGACAACACAACCUUGUAAUUAUUCCGAUGAUUUGAUACUUAACAGUGAUGAUGAGGAAAAUCAAAGUGACGAUGAUGAACUUGAUGUUGUUAACGAAAAGACAACAAGAAAUUCUGAUCAAUUAAUACGAGGACGACAUUAUUCUUGCAAUAGUAGUGAUGAUUGUACACACGGUACCGAACAUCAAGAAUUAGAUGAACAAAAUAAAAAACUUUUAAAUUAUACAUCAUCAUCGUCUUCGUCACCAUCAUCCAUAAUUUCCACCAAUGACGGUGAAAUAGAUAAAAAUAAAAAACAUAUUGUUAAACCACCAUAUUCGUAUAUUGCUCUAAUAACAAUGGCCAUAUUACAAUCACCCAAUCGUCGUUUAACACUAAGUGGUAUUUGUGAAUUUAUUAUGAAUAGAUUUCCGUAUUACAAAGAACGUUUUCCAGCAUGGCAAAAUUCUAUCAGGCAUAACUUAAGUCUUAACGAUUGUUUCCUAAAAAUACCACGUGAACCGGGAAAUCCUGGCAAUUAUUGGACCUUGGAUCCAGCAAGUGAAAACAUGUUUGACAAUGGCUCAUUUCUUCGUCGGCGAAAACGUUUCAAACGAGCUCAUAUGAAUCAUCAUCAUCAUCCAUGCUAUCAUUCAACACCAUCCUCAACAACAUUUCGAACAUUUCCAUUACAUAAUUAUUCUUCUGCACAUCCUCCACCCAGUUACACAUCGUCGCCUACCACCUAUCAUUCUCAUCCACAUACUUAUUCAGCAGCAGCUAUGGCAGCCGCGGCAUUGGCCUCAUCAAAAUAUCCGCAGAUAAAACGUUUCAUGACGACAAAUCCUUAUUUACAUUCGAAUACAACAUCACCAUCACCUAUUUUGAAUACUAUGUUAUCACAGACAACACCGAAAAAAUCUUUAUUUACUAUUGACAGUUUAAUUGGUGAUACCGACAUUAAGAAAUCACAUGAAAAUUUAGAUCAUUCUAAAUAUAAUUUGAAUUCGUAUUUAGUAAGAGGAGGAUCGUCAUCAGUAACAGAAUCAUUUCGAGUUUAA